AUGUCAACCACAACAGACGACAUCAAAUCCGGCGUAAAGGGCCUCAAUGUCCACGACGCACAACAGGCACCGGCCGACGCCAAGCCAAGCACAAAAUCACAAGUUCAAGGGGACGAAUUCAAGGUCCCAGCCGGCCCAACAGUCCAACACGCAGAGAACUACGACGAGGCGCCCCCCGGUGUCCCGGGCCCGGACCACUCGGCCCGGGACGCCCUCCGCCAGCAGGCCAAGCCGGUGUUCAACCGCGGGCCCUCGAUGCUCGACUUCACAGCCGUGACGUCCGCGGGGCCGACGCCGGCGGGCGAGUUGCCGCACGCGGGGUCCUACUUUGACGGGUCGCGGCGGCGCGAGUCACACCUGCCCGACGACGACGAGGACGUGGAGAUGAUGAGGAGGCAGACGGUGACGGAGACGGACACGGAGCUGCCCCGGCGGGUCCCCGGUGACGAGGUGCGUGGGUCGGAUGCGUUUGCGCCGAGCGUGUCGCGCCGGGAGACCGAAAGUGGUGUGCAUGACGCGACGAGCGGGUGGACUGGGGCAAGUGACACGUUUGGCAGUCAUGCAUAG
Messenger RNA from Diaporthe amygdali, 567 nucleotides. RefSeq lists its product as uncharacterized. The coding region runs from base 1 to 567 and encodes 188 amino acids. The record is from RefSeq and is a predicted model, not a curated record. The transcript has a single exon. NCBI's taxonomy places the organism in Eukaryota, Fungi, Ascomycota, Sordariomycetes, Diaporthales, Diaporthaceae.